Gossypium raimondii (Peruvian cotton) is the source of this 817-nucleotide messenger RNA. RefSeq lists its product as uncharacterized. The coding region runs from base 60 to 680 and encodes 206 amino acids. NCBI's taxonomy places the organism in Eukaryota, Viridiplantae, Streptophyta, Magnoliopsida, Malvales, Malvaceae. The transcript has 3 exons. The record is from RefSeq and is a predicted model, not a curated record.
UCCCUAACUCUUAUCAUAGAGAGAGGCGCGCAUCAUCAUCAGCGGGACAUGCGAAAACCAUGGCGCAAGUUCUAAACCUAAACUCUCUCGGUUCAUCUUCAUUGUUUACGACCCGACCCGAAUCAUCUGGUUUACUGUCUAUCAACGCUUCCCGCACUCAACAUGUUGGCCGAAACUGGAGCUCUUUGGUGCUCAGGCUCAAAUGCAACGGCAGAUUUUGUUGCCUUUUCUCAGAUAACCGCAGAGAGGAACAAGCUAGAAAAGCAUUAGAAAGUGCACUUGGUGGAAAGAAAACUGAAUUCGAGAAGUGGAACAAAGAAAUUAAAAGAAGAGAGGAAGCAGGUGGUGGGGAUAAUGCUGGUGGCGGAGGUUGGUUUGGAUGGGGUGGAAGAUUUGGUUGGUCCAAUGGCGAUCAUUUUUGGCAAGAAGCUCAACAAGCAAGCCUAGCUAUUCUUGGUAUUAUUGUCAUGUAUCUUGUAAUUGCAAAGGGGGAACUAUUGCUGGCUGUCAUCUUCAAUCCAUUGCUUUAUGCUUUGCGAGGAACCAGAGACGGAUUCUCCUAUGUAACAUCAAAAAUCCUAGGAAAUGGUCCUGUUGAUUCUAGCAAUACGGUAAACAAUGAAGCAUAUGUUCAAGUUUCUGCUAAAGAGAGUGUUUUGAGAAAAUGGGGAAGCAAUUGAAAUUAUAUGGCAGGUUUGGACAUAACCUUUUUUUGUUCUUUAUGUUAACAUGUGUGGUCGAUGAUUAUUGCAUUUGACCCGUAGUAUUCAGAAAUACCUUUGUGAAAGUUAAUGAAUGAGAUGUUAGUUAAAAUUUA